Molecule: messenger RNA, 1224 nt
Organism: Oikopleura dioica
Lineage: Eukaryota; Metazoa; Chordata; Appendicularia; Copelata; Oikopleuridae
Source: the annotation of a GenBank genome assembly
AUGUAUCAAAUACAAGAGUUUCUACCUUUCCCGCAGAAUAUUUCAGCUGCUGAUCCGGGCGAAAUCUGCUUGCUCGCAGAGGAUGAGCUGGAUCCGUAUCAAGAUUACAUGGUCAACUUCAAACAAGGGGAGCUGGAAAUUGAUUCGAUUGGGGACAUGAUCAGUAAGCAAAGUAUCACUUUGCCGAUUCCCCUUGGCUUGGGGCCUGGAGAAGUUGAAAUCAGAAUCUACCCGGUCAAAUACGGAAGGCGCCUGUCUGAACUUGUCGGAAAAUCGGUCAUUUAUCUGGAAGAGUCGGAAUUGGACAAAUCCACAAUUGAGACAUUUUUGUUCAAGAAAUUUAAACGACCGCUGGAUGAAUUGAUCAACAACACUCUCUGCUCACUUCUUUGCGAAAAUGAAGAUAGAAGCUUUCAAAAUUUCUGCGAAGAAAAACAGUUGAAAGAAAGCUUGGAAACGAUAAGAUGCUUUGAUUCGAUCAGAAAAAGAACGUACGAGAAUGAAGAACCCCCAAGAAAAAGGCUCAAGGAAGUAAAACAAUCAAAAGCGCAAGAAACGCAAACACAGCUCGAGUUUCAGUCGAUCGAAGUGCAAACUGACCCAAUUACAGUGACUUCUGAAGAAAACGGCAAACCUAGAACUCCGGAGCCCGAAGCUAAGGUUGAAGUGCCAAAGAAAAAGGAAGAAAUUGUUCAAGAAAAACCGAAAAACACGAAGCUCGAAGAACGGCUAAAGGAACAGGAGCGCAAAAGAAAGAUUGAACAGUCGGUGAAAAACAUUCAGGCAGAAUCUGCGCCGAAAAUUGCCGCAAAGAAGGUUCUAGCACCCUCGAUUGACGCGAAAUCUACUCUUCCGAAACCAACACCUCCAAAGCCGAUAGUUGAAACAAAACCUAUCGAAAAAAUUGAACCAAAGAAGGAUGCGAAGCAAGAGCUUUUGAAUCCAAAAUUCGACUUUCAGACGUUUGCUGAUGAAGAUGACAAGUGGAUGAAAAGACAACAGCGAAUAAACGAGCGGCAGAAUAUCGUCAAAUCGGCCACUGGAAAAGUCAAAAAAGGCUCAGGAUUCCGAUAUGACAAGAAAAAAGGCUACGACCGGUACUUUUCCAGUUCCGAAGAAGAAACAGAAACGGAAGAAGAAGACGAAGAUUACGAAAACGACGGCUGCGACGAUCUUUUCAAUCCUCAAUUCUCUUCAACUUCCUUUAGCGUCUAUUCAUUUUGA